Molecule: messenger RNA, 1391 nt
Organism: Trichobilharzia szidati
Lineage: Eukaryota; Metazoa; Platyhelminthes; Trematoda; Strigeidida; Schistosomatidae
Source: the annotation of a GenBank genome assembly
ACACUUUUGAAAUAUAAGUAGUGGAGAGGAUAUUGUUUAAAUGAAUCUGAGUAGGUAAAGGCGCGAUUGUACCAAUGCUCUGUGAUUACGAGUCAUCAGUGGUGAGUGUUGUUUUGGCAAUGAGAUGUGUUCAUUUUACAAUUAAAGCAUUCUUCGGAUGAUGGAACUAUAGACGAUCAACGGCAAAGCAGCAAAAGAGCAACAAUGACGAAGGAUGAAAUGCGCAAUAUGGCUUCAGUAAAGCACGAACUUUCACCCAAACUCAAGUCAAAUAAAAGUUCUCCUGUGUUAUCCAAACUACCCGCUUCUUACUCUGUUGAGAGCAAACGUCGUUCAUCUAGUCGGGAACAUAGCUCUUCCAGGAGACGACACAAGAAAAGGCAUUCAUCUAGAUCCAGCCGUAGGAGUUCAAGCAGACACCAUAGAAGUUCUUCAAAGCGCAAACGUUCUCAUCAUUCAAAACAUAAACAUUCGUCUAAAAAACAUCAUCGCGACUCCCACUAUCGAGACCGUCGUAGCCGUCAUCGCCACAAGCACCGUCGCCAUAGUUCAACGUCAACCUCCAGUUCAUCCAGUGAUUCUAGUUACGACAGCAGGUCGCGUCACCGAAGUAGUCCAGAUGGUAAACGAAUCACUCAAGCCUCUACAACAAUUCCGAAAGAUUCUAAUUCUCGGCCCAGAACAGAAAACCACGUCGUCACUUCAACAGCGCCAGUCAUCUCGACCACGAAAGUCGCGGACGUAGCUAACUCGCCUGCGAUUCCUAGUCAAGGUGUCUCCACAAAUACUACCCUUCAAAAGCUGACAGCACAAGAUAUUCUGGAUAAAAUUCAAAAGCAUCAACAGCAGCAGGCUAAAGCCCAAGCAUUAGCUGCGGCAGCGGCUGCUAAUCUUCCGAAAUACUAUAAUCCUACGACGGUUAAUGCUGUUAAGCUGGCUGAGCAACAAAAAAAGCGUAAAUUGUUAUGGUCAAAAAAAGACAAUGAUAACACAAACUCUGACAGCAAGACUUUGUGGGCAACCACAUCUUUAAUUGCUGGGAAAGGUGAUUCUGCCGCUGCAGCUAAAUUCCGAAAAUUAAUGGGCAUUCACGACACUACCGAAGAAACUGUGGACGGAAAUACGUUACAAGCAGAUGAAACUGAAGCUAUAAAGCGUGCUGAAGCUCAGGCAGAACUAUUCAGGCGCCUAGAGCAUGAAUACGAAAUGUCUCGUACUAUAACUCACACACAACGGGGUGCUGGUCUCGGUUUUAGUUCCGCUAGUCAUGUCGACUAUAGUGCAUAUGCUGCAAUGCAACCUGACAAAGAUAAAAACCCUAACUUUUAAUUGUAUUUGACUCAUUUCUUAUCUCAUGUACAGCUCAAUAAUAAUAAUUUCUCUUAUGCUUC